Messenger RNA from Botrytis porri, 816 nucleotides. RefSeq lists its product as uncharacterized. Bases 1 to 816 code for a protein of 271 amino acids. Lineage: Eukaryota; Fungi; Ascomycota; Leotiomycetes; Helotiales; Sclerotiniaceae. The transcript has a single exon. The record is from RefSeq and is a predicted model, not a curated record.
AUGUCCGCUAGAAAGAAAGAACCCCGUCAAGGAACUUCCUGCGAACUAUAUCACACGAACUUGUCUUUCCAAGAAGAUCUACAGCCAUCCGUCGGUCCAUCUGGAUCACCCUAUCCAAGCCAACCUUGCCCUCUUCGACGUAUACGCUCAUGCUUUGGGUUGCCAAAUCCAGAUGGUUCAUACACUUAUUCCAGAGACUAUUCCGUACCAGAAGGCUCUCCGCACCCUAACAAUAUUUGCCGAUCUUGUAUUCAAAAGAAAAGCCAAGAUGGUUUAUACAAUUAUCUUAGAGCGUGUGAGAAAAAAUCAGGGAUUGAUGAUGAUGAUGCUCCAAGAACACGCAUUCCUAAAGUCAAUCCAGAUGCCUUUAGAGACAUGAAUGAUGAACGGCAUUCACAAAACCAAAUUCAAGAUGAUGUCCAUUUCCCACUGCGAAUCCGUUCGGAUCAGCGUCGAAAAAAUCAUCGCAUUAGUCAGAAUAACGAGAGAGAAAAUGUACCGCCGCAACCAUCUUGCUCCUCGUCCAAUAACCCCGAUUGCCCACCUAUGAAUCCAUUCUACAACAGCUUCGAUGACCAGAUUAAUCGAUCGACCGAGAUACAUAGACUUCAUGAAAGAAUUGAUUUGCUGGAAAAUAACAUUCUGGGAAAUGUGGACACGACAGCUUAUUGUCUAUGCAGUUGCCAUAACUCAACACGACCUAUGACGCCUCCGCCGGAAAAUUCUUGGCAAAGAAACGAGCCACGGCUAUUUCCAGAUCCAAGAGAUGAUUGGGAUGAAAGUGCUGAACCUGGGUUUCCUACUCCAAUUGUAUAA